Cynara cardunculus var. scolymus (artichoke) is the source of this 780-nucleotide messenger RNA. RefSeq names its product 60S ribosomal protein L11. Gene Ontology annotation, biological process: translation. Gene Ontology annotation, molecular function: RNA binding; structural constituent of ribosome. NCBI's taxonomy places the organism in Eukaryota, Viridiplantae, Streptophyta, Magnoliopsida, Asterales, Asteraceae. The record is from RefSeq and is a predicted model, not a curated record. Bases 37 to 585 code for a protein of 182 amino acids. The transcript has 5 exons. Gene Ontology annotation, cellular component: cytosolic large ribosomal subunit; ribosome.
CUCCUCCUCCUCCUGCCGUAAACCUUCGCAGCAACAAUGGCUUCAGAGAGGAAGCAAUCCAAUCCAAUGAGAGAGAUUAAGGUUCAAAAACUUGUUCUCAACAUCUCCGUCGGUGAAAGUGGCGAUCGUCUCACUCGUGCCGCCAAGGUUUUGGAGCAAUUGAGUGGUCAAUCGCCUGUUUUUUCUAAGGCAAGGUACACCGUACGGUCAUUUGGGAUUAGGCGUAAUGAGAAGAUUGCAUGCUAUGUUACUGUUAGGGGAGAUAAAGCAAUGCAACUUUUGGAGAGUGGUUUGAAAGUGAAGGAAUACGAGCUAUUAAGACGUAACUUCAGUGACACCGGCUGCUUUGGAUUUGGUAUUCAAGAGCACAUCGAUCUUGGAAUCAAGUAUGAUCCUUCAACAGGUAUCUAUGGUAUGGACUUCUUUGUUGUCCUAGAACGUCCUGGCUACCGUGUUGGUCGUCGCCGCAGGUGCAAGGCCCGUGUUGGUAUCCAGCAUCGAGUUACAAAGGACGAUGCAAUGAAGUGGUUCCAGGUGAAAUACGAGGGAGUAAUCCUCAAUAAAUCUCAACAAAUUGGAGGAUAGAAGUAGUAGCCUUCAUUUUUCGACUCGACUUAUGAAUUUGUACUAUGAAUGGAUGUGGCUGAGAUUCGAUUGGGUCGUCUUUUUCGGUGUAAUCGGAAUAUUAUUUUUUUUUAAACAAAUUUUGCUGGUAGCUUGGUUGUAGGUGCAACCCGUUAAGGACCGAUGAGUUUGAUCAAAGAUUAUUCAAUCUUAAAA